This is a messenger RNA of Pimephales promelas (fathead minnow), 6853 nucleotides long. NCBI's taxonomy places the organism in Eukaryota, Metazoa, Chordata, Actinopteri, Cypriniformes, Leuciscidae. The record is from RefSeq and is a predicted model, not a curated record.
AUGCGAGAUGUUGAGCUCCUAACCGCGGCUCGCGCACUACGGCAGAGAGCGGAGACACCCAUUGAAGAGUUUACACCCACACCUGCCUUUCCUGCACUGCAGUACCUGGAGUCUGUUGAUGUUGAGGGCGUGGCCUGGAGGGCGGGGCUAAGGACUGGUGACUUCCUCAUUGAGGUGAAUGCUGUAAACGUGGUAAAAGUGGGACACAAGCAGGUGGUGUCACUCAUCCGGCAGGGUGGAAAUAGCCUCCUUAUGAAGGUGGUGUCAGUCACACGCAAGCCAGAGUCUGAGGAGACAGUCAGGAAGAAGGCACCCCCGCCUCCAAAAAGAGCACCCAGCACCACCCUUACCUUGAGGUCCAAAAGCAUGACCGCUGAGCUCGAAGAGCUAGCCUCUAGGAGGAGAAGAGGGGAAAGGCUAGAUGAGAUUUUGGCCUCUCAGGAGGCCGUACUGAGGCCAAAGGUAGAAGACUACAGAGCAGCCACGGUGAAGCAACGUCCUACCAGUCGCCGAAUGACACCAGCAGAAAUCAGUUCUCUUUUUGAGCGGCAAGGACUUGCUCUUCAUGGUGCUCUUCAUCCAGCAUUGGAAAAAGCCCACAUGCAGCUGCCGAAAAGCAUGGCUAGAACAAAGUCUUUUGGAGCAACCGAAGAGGAUCGACUGUCUGCCCUAGCAGCGGAACACAGGUUUCCACGGAGCUCCUCCAUGACGGACAGCCUGAGGGACAGCCAUAGUAUUCCUCCACCUCCCCAAAUGGCUCCCCCACCUCCCCCGUCACUUUACUAUCUAGAUACCGGACCCCCUCCUUCGUUCUGCCCACCUCCUCCCCCUGGCCGCAUUCAUGACCCUAGCCGUUCCAGUUUUAAACCAGGCUCUGAGCCAAGACUGCAUGCUUUGCCACAGACAAUGUCCGCUGAGCUUUAUGAGCCGCCUCGCCAUGCCUCCCACAUGGAACGGCAGAAGAAAGCCCGCUCCAUGAUCAUUCUGCAGGACUCCACCCACCUCCCCGUAGAGCCUACUGACAUCCCCAGGCCAGGUCCUAUCUCAACUCCGCCCGAGAGGAUCAAGCGGAAAGGUCGAGUCAUCGAUAACCCCUACGCCAAUGUGGGCCAGUUCAACGUAGGCCUGUUCAUGCCGCCUCCCAGCAAGCCACAGCGGAGGAAGAGCCCACUUGUAAAGCAACUGCAGGUGGAAGAUGCUCAGGAGAGAGCCUCACUAGCACUGGCAUCCAUCCAUGCAAGAGAGCACUCUCCCUCUGGGCGCCUAGCUGCCCACCACACCAGCAGGGCUGAUUUCUAUCAUCAGCAGCAGCAGCUGUUGAAGGAACGCAGUCAGGCUCAGGCUGAGGGAUUGUUGCAAGGGAAAGGACCUUUUGCUGCUGCAAUUGCUGAUGCUGUGAAAGACCGGGAACGUCGUCUGGAGGAGAGGCGGAAAUCUACAGUCUUCCUAUCAGUGGGCACUAUGGAGGGCAGUUCAGCACCACCCCCAGAGGCCCCCUCACUCACACCAUCACGUUCUGUCGAUGAACUAAUGCUCACACGUGAACUUGGUCAGUUGCCUCCUCCCGCCUUGGCGUUGCGUCCCUCGCCUGGGGGCACCACCUUCAUUCACCCACUGACGGGCAAGCCCCUGGACCCUAACUCUCCAUUGGCACUUGCGCUGGCCGCAAGGGAACGAGCAUUAACCUCCCAGAGUCAGUCCCCUUCAAGCAGCCCUGAGCCCAGAACUAAACACGAAGCAGCUGGAGGGGUGCUGUAUAUGGAGACCCAGACCAAAGAGGCUGAGCGGUCAGAGGCUGAGGGGGAGUUUGCCUCGCCUCCCUUUUCCCCUGCGGCAAAAAGAAUUUAUGAGACCUCCGCCCCCACCAGCAAAAUUCAGUGGGGAAGUCCCAUAUCCACCAGGAAAGAUUUUGAAACAAGGACAGAAAGGAAGGAGGAGGGCAAAAUUGAGGACAAGAAAAGUAUGAUCAUCAGCAUCAUGGACACAUCUCAGCAGAAAACUGCUGGGCUUAUCAUGGUUCAUGCAACGAGUAAUGGGCAGGCUGUGGGGCCCAGCCCAGAGCACAGUGUCCCCUCUCCUAAGGCAUUGUCAGAGAGUCCAAAACCCAUGUUGGCUGAAAUAAAACGAGCCAAGUCCCCUGGUCCUGAUGCUUCUUCAAUAUCAACCCCACCCCCAGCCACAGCUCCAGCUUCCCAGCCAUCUCCCACCCCAGCCGCAGAUAAAACUCUGGCUCAGGGUAGUUCCGAAGAGGAUGUCGAUCCCUACACUGUCACCUUGCCACCUGCCAUGCUCUCCUCCAGUGAUGAGGAGACGCGUGAGGAUCUCCGUAAAAUUGGUGUGGUUCCUCCACCGGAUGAAUUUGCCAAUGGCCUUCUUGGAAAAACACCUGGAACUGCAGUACCUCCUGUUCAUACACUGGGGCAGACAACCCCUUCUGCCCUGCCCUCAGCUCCACCCCCACUCCCUGCCCCUCCAGCAGCGGUCGCCGCUGCAGCACAGGUUCCCGCUAGCAGUGGCCCACUUGCAGCCUCAGGGAAGCCAUCUGAGUCCCACCUGGGCCCAGAGUCUGCUGCUGACUCUGGGGUGGAAGAGGUAGACACUCGUAGCUCCAGCGAUCACCACUUGGAGACCACGAGCACCAUCUCCACUGUCUCCAGCAUGUCUACACUGUCCUCGGAAAGCGGCGAGCCCACGGACACCUACACCACCUACGCAGAUGGCCAGACGUUCAUUCUUGAUAAGCCGCCAGUGCCUCCAAAGCCAAAGCUCAAGUCCCAGCUCAGCAAGGGCCCGGUGACAUUCAGGGACCCCCUGCUUAAACAGUCAUCUGAUAGCGAACUGCUCUCACAGCAGCACGCGGCUGCGCUGGCUGCUGCUGCGGGAGCCUCAGGCCCGGCCAGACCCCGCUACCUCUUCCAGAGACGCUCCAAGUUGUGGGGGGACCCUGUGGAACCCCGUCCGCUUUCGGGGGCAGAGGAAGGCAAGCCCACUGUGAUCAGUGAGCUCAGCUCAAGGCUGCAGCAGCUGAACAAGGACACACGCUCACUUGGGGAAGAGCCACUUGGAGCUUCACUUGACCCCGGAAGGAAAUCACCCGUGGUUGGUGCAAGACUCUUCAGCAGUUUGGGGGAGCUCCAUACUAUCUCUCAGAGAGGCUACGGCACCACCUACACCAUCAGACCAGGCAGCCGAUACCCAGUGACCCGGCGGACGCCAAGCCCCGGUUCCCCGGACCGCUCAGAUCCUCUGGGACCCAUCCGGGGCUUUGGCCUGGCCACUUCUCCUAUCACACCCCCCACCAUCCUUAAGUCGUCUAGCCUCAGUCUCCCUCACGAACCGAAAGAAGUGCGUUUCGUCAUGAGGAGCUCCAGUGCGCGGAGUCGCUCUCCCUCUCCCGCCCCUUCGCCGGGCAUGCCCUCCCCCCUGCUGGCCCUUCGGCCGUUCCACCAGAAGCCCCUCCACCUGUGGAACAAGUAUGACGUAGGCGACUGGCUGGCCAGCAUUAACCUGGCCGAACACCGGGAGCGAUUCCAGGAGCAUGAGAUCGAGGGCUCCCAUUUGCCCGCUCUGACCAAGGAGGACUUCGCUGAGCUGGGUGUGACGCGCGUCGGUCAUCGCAUGAACAUUGAGCGCGCUCUUAAACUGCUGCUGGAGAGUUGACCAAGCGCCUCCCUCUGCCUGUAGCUAGUCUCCACACAGUUUAUUUUCUUAUUUGCUUGUGUUUUUAUUUUACUCGUGAUUCUCAGACUUUAAAGCCAAAGUGUGUCAUUUUUAUGUUAAAAUACUUUCUCCUAUCCCAGCUUAAUAUUAGCUUCAAAGUGUUGCUCUGAUCAAAUGAGCAGCUCAACCAAACCCGACAUAUUUGGGAAACAAUUUGAAUGCAAUAAUUAAUUUUUCCAUUUCUGAUUGCCCCAAAAAUGACACACUCCAGCUUUAAAUAACCCCAUUAUUUCCUAAACCUAUCAUUGGUAAAGUGGGUGUUUGCUCCAUGCCAUUUUUGUAGCACUAUGUUAAGCCCCUCCCACAUCAAUGCCAGCCUCAAAUCACAUGGGUGCUGUGUGUUUGGGAGGGGCUGUGAAUUGACUUUGUUCACACUGUACACAAAUCUGAUUUUUAGGACUGACUGAUGAAAUCAGAUCCGCUUUUUCAGGCAGCAUAUUCAACUUUCAGAAACAAAAUCUGGAAUCAUGUUCGUCAUGGAUUCUUGCCGUGGUGCUGAACUCAUGAUUCAUUGAAGUGUUUUAUGCAUUUUUGCAAAUUUCAUAGUGAAUUAGGAAAAACUACUUUAAAUUCCCUCACAAAUGUAGUUUGAAAAUUCCGAUUUCAUGUUUAGCGACAAAAAUACACCAAAACGUGUCUUUGUCUGAACAAAGCCCACGCAGAACAUCUCAUAAUUGAUUCUUCAGUUUUAUUAGCAUGAUAAACACCCACUAAUCCCGUAGUCCCAAAUCCUUUUUUUUUCCUGCUUCUUACCACAACAUCAUUGAUCCAUAAAAAAAGGAGGGAUGCUGUUGAGAAUAGGAAGUUCAGUUGCCUUUCAGAGUAUUUUUUUAGGAGUGGAUGAGCAGACUGGGCGUGGCCAGAUCCUCUCUGUCUACCACCUGCCCCCUUCUGGCUGAGGGACGUACUGCACUCGGAGAAUGUUUAACCAAUACUAGUGGCUUUUUUUCAUAAUCAGACUCUCACUUUGGGUUUCCAAAGGAAAUAUGACAUUAGAUAGAAUAUCUCAAUGUAUUUAAAUAGCUUUGAAAAUGGAGAGGGACAGCAAACAGGAUGGACUGUGCAAAACCGCACCUGUCUCUCUCCCUAGAUGAUUUAGUCCACCAAUAAUUUACUCAUUUUUACCAAUUAUAUACAUAUAUAUUUGACAGAAAAAAAGUAUAUAGAUAUAUGAAUAUAACAUUUUUGUCAUAAAUAUAAAACUUAUAUAUGAUAUUAUAUACAUAUAUAAAGACAAAAAACACUCUUGAAGAUGAUUUUUUUGAUGGUUAUCCUUUUAUGAUGGACUGUAGCAUGAAACGUUACAUCACCAUACGAAAUGACAGUUGACUGGUUCGAUUGAUUUGAAUUGUACAACCCCAUUUUUUGCUUUCGUUUGUUAUAAUUUUACAGAACCUGGUCUUCCAUCUAUUAUUGAACAUCCCACAGUGGGGUGUAAUGGUGUAUGUUUGAGCCCUUCACACAGACCACUUUUGUUAUUUUUCGUUUGUAAUUUUUCAUAUAACAAAAAAAAAAAAAGUGUUACCAAUACAGUUACACGCUUUCAUGCACACAACCACACUAGUUUCUUAUCCAAAUAUGACUUUGCUAAAUCAAAAGUCUUCUUAAUCUGGUAAUACGAAAUUCUGAAUAAGAAACUGCAAUAAGUGUGCGUGUAAGCGAGUGUGUGAACAAACGUGUGUGAGGUGUGCAUGACAGAACCACUGUGGGACGAGAAACAUCUGUAAUAUCGCAGCUUAUCUUGAUGGUGAUGGCUGGUGUUCAACAUCUCAUAAACAAACCAGAAGACAGAAUCUAUAAUUGUAAACGUUUCCACCGUAUGGCUUAUAUGGUAAUCUGUUUGUUUUGGCCUUUUUUUAUUUCUUUAUUUAAUGUUUUGUUUUGGGUUUUUUUUUUUCUCUCCUCAUAGGUGGAUUUUGUAGCUUGUGAAAUAUGAUGCUUAGAAGAAUUUUUAUGAAUUCAUUUAGAAUGAAUUUUAGGAUGACAAUUAUUUAAAAGAUGAAGCUAAGGACAAAAGAUUUAUUGAAAAAAACAAUCAGAAAAAAAGCUCAGAGAUCCUGCAGCUGUAUAUAUAUAGUCAAAUGACUAAAAUAUUUGCUUUUUAUAUCAAUCACAAGCAAUGUAUAUACGAUAGUUUUCAUAUAAAUUUUUAAAAUUCAAAAAAGAUAUAGAUCUAUAUAUGAAUGUUUGGCAUAUAUGCAUAGUUAACCACCUGUGAAAAAAGGUGAAGAUUUUACUCUUUGUACGGAGUUCGGGGGUGAUUUGCACAAAACAAGGUGCUAGCAUUUCAAGCCAUUCAUUCCCACCUGUCUGAUUCUAACCCUCCAUUAGGGCUCAACAGAUGCAUAUGACCUGUUUGUAUAUUUAAAAUGAAGCCUGGGACAUGCAAACACACUGAUGCUCAUUUCUGUUCAGUCUUGUUUUUGAUGUGCGUUUUUCUAAACAGACUGUGACAGAGGAGAGAGUUAAUGCUUCACCCAUUGGUCAGCUAAAAUCUGUCCGCAUGCAAACAGCCAAGGACGACAACACCUUCUCAGUGCUUCGUUAGACGAGUGUUUUUGAUGACACGCCAGUAACACUGUGUAAGAAAGCCCCUUCCGUAGGAGCAACUUUGACUCUGAGUAGUUGAUAGCAUAUUUAUCUUGACAUGGAUAAAAAAGAAUCUGUGAGCGAUUGAAGUACAGCCAGUUUACAGUACAGUUAAAUACACAUCACUCAAUCCCAUUCUGUACACACAGUUAAAUAUGGGAGUGGCAUUCUACAACUGAAUUUAUUAUGAGAAAUUGAUCUUAAUUUGGAGAUUUUAUUUAUUUAUUUAUUUAUUUCAUUUAACACAUUAAUGUAUCACUGUUUUUUUAAAGAUGAAUGAUCUUUAGAAUCUAUUUUUUUAGAUUGUGUGUGUGUGUGUGUGUGUGUAAACUAUAUAUAUUGAUUAUACCCUAUAUACACACUAGCACUAUAUAUUUUUUAAGGAAUCAUUAAGAGCGCAUUGAUCAAAAGUGACACUAGACGUUUACUACAUUCUACAUUUACAAGAUUUCGACAAAAAUAUUAAACAUUGAUAAUAAGAAAUAUUGAGCCGGAAAUUCAAUAUAUUAUUAUGAUAUACUGGAGUAAUGAUGCUGAAAAAUCA